This is a messenger RNA of Physcomitrium patens, 887 nucleotides long. RefSeq lists its product as uncharacterized. Gene Ontology annotation, biological process: cellular heat acclimation. The record is from RefSeq and is a predicted model, not a curated record. NCBI's taxonomy places the organism in Eukaryota, Viridiplantae, Streptophyta, Bryopsida, Funariales, Funariaceae. Gene Ontology annotation, molecular function: transcription corepressor activity. Gene Ontology annotation, cellular component: nucleus; cytosol.
CUGACCCCGCUCGUCUGACAGCACGGAAACCAGCACCAGCUUCGCGUCUCCGAUUCCCUCCUUUGUUGCCUCCUUCCCUCCGAUCGAUUGCUGCCACUGCGUCGUCCAACUCCCGCACUUGGAGCCCCCCCUAGGGUUCAGUGUCGCCAUCCAAUUUGGGCAGCUGAAGUAGAAGCAGAAGCUGAAGGGAAGCUGAAGGGAAGGAAAGGAAAGAUAGGCAGCGAGCGAGGGAGGGAAUCGACAUGGAAUCCAGCGGGCAUGGCCAGGGAGGAGGAGGGCAGGGGCAGCACGACGGUGCUGAUGCCAAUUCGCAGAAGACCGCUGACCUCACAGCCUUCGUGCAGAACUUGUUGCUCCAAAUGCAGACUCGCUUCCAGACCAUGUCCGAGUCCAUCAUUACCAAGAUCGACGAGAUGGGAUCGCGCAUCGACGAGUUGGAGCGGAGCAUCGGUGAGCUCGUCAAGGAGACCGGCCACGCCGACGCCAUCUCUGCUUCGCCGUCCCAGUCCUCUUACCAGGAGCUGCGAGGAGGGGGCUCCUCCGCAAAGGAUUCGAGGUAAAGCCCGAGAAUAUAUUGGCAGUUGAUAAGGGAGUAAGGAACUUACAGCUGAGCUUUUGUAGUGUGCGUUGUUGGAGAAGCACGGGUUUGUCGUUGCGGUCAUCUGUGGCGAUGACGAUAUGUGUAGAUUACACUGUCAUCCCCAGAAACUGUUGGCACUGCAAAUUUGAUUUACGAGCAGUGUGCCGCUGGACCUAUAAACUAUUGCAAAGGAUGUUAUGGUAGCAGAAGGACGGGAUUGAUUGCAGAAGCUUUGGUGUUGCAUGAGCGUGUAAUUUAAACUCUAUGACUAUGAUUUAAAAUGUCAACAUUAUUUUAUGUAAAUGUA